AUGAGCAAUCGUGGAAGGGGAAAUAGGGGCCAGCCUAGUAGGCAAGCAGGAGCAGCUGAGGACCCUCGAGUAGAUGGGGUCUUACGAGCCCUUGAAGCGAUCGGAGAUUUGAUGGGACGGCAGGCUCGAGAACGAGCUACUGUUGUCGCUGAGGCCGCUGCCGCCGCCAUUAAUAGUAAUCAAGGAAAUGGAAAUGGGGAUCGUCAGAUGCACCAGAUAGUAGAACAAUUUCUAAAGCUAAAACCGCCCAAGUUCGAUGGAAAGGGUGAUCCUGAAGCUGCCACCCUUUGGGUUGAGGAGUUGGAGAAGGCUUUUGAACUUCUAAGGUGCACAGAGGAGGAUAAAGUGGUACUAACAGUGUAUCUACUCCAAGCCUUCAAUGGGAAGUACUUCUCUGAGAGUGCACAAAAACAGAAAAUGACAGAAUUUCUACGACUUCGUCAGAAUCAGUUGACCGGGGAUCUGUAUGAGGCGGAGUUUGCAAGGUUGUCUAAGUUCGCACUAAGAAUGGUCGAGAACCCUCUAGAUAGGGCAAGGAGGUUCCAGGAUGGUCUGAAACCGGAGCUCCGUAGUCAGUUGAUACUCUUGAACCUAAAGGAUUACAAUGAGCUUUAUGAGCAGGCUCAAAUGGUUGAGCUAGAUAUGACUGAAAGGGCUGCUGCAUCUGGAUAG
Messenger RNA from Syzygium oleosum, 672 nucleotides. RefSeq lists its product as uncharacterized. The transcript has 2 exons. The record is from RefSeq and is a predicted model, not a curated record. The coding region runs from base 1 to 672 and encodes 223 amino acids. NCBI's taxonomy places the organism in Eukaryota, Viridiplantae, Streptophyta, Magnoliopsida, Myrtales, Myrtaceae.